AUGCCCACUGAGCCAACAUGCAGAGAGACACUGGGGGGCUCAGACAACCUCAGCCCUACUGUUUCGGAGGAAGACUUCCCUUCCUAUAUGGGCCAUACCUUCUCUGCAUUGUGCAAGUUCUGGCGCAUCAUCCAUGGCGUCACCUUGGCAUACUACAAAAAUCGUCAAUAUCCUCUCCCUGGUCAUGUCUCACUCGAUUUUGCCGAGUUCAAGUAUCGUGAGCUUCUUACCUGGGCAGAGGGCUUACACCCUGACCAGAUGCUGAGGGACGGCUGCCCCCAUCAUGUCAUCAUCUUGCAACAUGAACGCCUCCGGCUCAAGACUUUCAAUGCUCGCUAUGCCUCUCCAGACGCCGCCUUUAAUGCUUCCGUCGGUCAGCUUAAACAGCUCAUCGUUCGGUAUCGUUGCAGCUACGCAUCUUCGGCAUAUACUCUUCUGUGGCAAAGUGCUUUGAUCUACGUAGCCAACGCGGUGCUGCACGACACCCAGAACCCCGAGUGGCGCUUCUACUUUCUCGCCUGUAUCUAUGGCUACGAAAGCCUCCGAAAACCUUACCGGAUUGCCGAGGUCAUCACACGUGGCCUGCUUACGAUGACUUUAAGAGAUGGAGACAUAACAGGCACCGAGGCGCGACACCUACUCAAACACAUCAGAGAGGCAGAAACAAACCAUGAGGAGGAUGAUGUACGGGCUACUUUUAUGGUUGAUCUCGAUCUUGCAAUGACGGACCCGGACGCGGCUAGGGUUGAGAACCUAGCAAAGAGGUUCGAGGACAUUGCGCUGUUUCGAGAGUUCACCACGGUAGAUGACGAUGAUGUUAGGAAUUUCCAGCAGAUAGAUCCUACCGAUGCUGGCCGUGGGAGUAGGAGUGGGAGUGGAUGA
Messenger RNA from Colletotrichum higginsianum IMI 349063, 882 nucleotides. RefSeq names its product Zinc finger protein. The transcript has 2 exons. NCBI's taxonomy places the organism in Eukaryota, Fungi, Ascomycota, Sordariomycetes, Glomerellales, Glomerellaceae. Bases 1 to 882 code for a protein of 293 amino acids. The record is from RefSeq and is a predicted model, not a curated record.